AUUGUUAGCUUAUACGUCAUUUUAUUGAUAGUACCGGUUAUUUGUUAUUUUGUAAAGAAUUACAAAUCGAACGUUUUUAUAAUAUUAAAAGAUCAAUUGAAUUUUAAUUGAUACAGAUUUUUUUGCUGGUAAAUUUUUGAAUAUUUAUAUGAGUGUUAUUGUUUAUAUUUACGGCGGUAAAUAUUAUAUCUAGUAUUGUUUCCUCAUAUUCUAAGUUAUAUUCGUAAAUAGAAGAAAUAUGUCCAUAUCAUUUGGUAUUACUAUAUUAUACACUGGUAUCAAACCAAGGUUUUUACCAUUUUUAUAUAAUAUCAAUAAAUCAAAGAGUUUCUGUACUAUCCAAGAUAACGAUAGUUCACCAUUAUCUGGUAUUCGUAUUUUGGAUCUUACACGUAUAGUGGCCGGUCCUUAUUGCACUAUGAUCCUUGGAGAUCUUGGAGCAGAAGUUAUAAAAAUUGAGAAACCUGGUAGCGGCGAUGAAGCACGUAAAUGGGGACCACCAUUUUUUAAUGGAACUCAAGAAUCUACUUAUUUUGUGAGCGUUAAUAGAAAUAAGAAGAGUAUAUGCAUAGAUUUGAAAAAAGGAAGAGAUAUUAUCUAUGAGUUAGCUAAAAAGUCUGACGUACUUGUAGAAAAUUACAUUCCAGGAAAGUUAAUGAAAAUGGGUUUAGGAUAUACGGAUAUAAAAAAGAUAGCACCUCAUCUUAUAUAUUGUUCCUUGACUGGUUAUGGUUCUGUAGGUCCUUAUGCUAAUAGACCAGGUUACGAUGUCAUUGCUAGUUCCAUAGGUGGUCUUUUACAUAUCACAGGCUUUAAAGAUGGACCUCCAUGCAAAGUGGGUGUAGCUAUGACUGAUAUGGCUACAGGUCUUUAUGCACAUGGUGCUAUCAUGGCAGCAUUACUUCAAAGAUUAAAAACUAAGGAAGGACAGUGGAUUCAAUGUAAUCUUUUAUCUACUCAAAUUGCUAGUUUAAUAAAUAUCGGGUCAAAUUACUUGAAUGCUGGUCAAGAGGCAACAAGAUGGGGUUCUGAACAUGAAAGUAUUGUACCUUAUGAAGCUUUUUCAACAAAAGACGGAUACUUAACAGUUGGUACAGGAAGUGAUUUUCAAUUUACUGAGCUAAUUCAAAAGAUGCAAUUAAUAGAAUUAGGUAAUAAUAAUAAAUAUAAGAAUAAUGUUAAUAGAGUGAAAAAUAGAAAAGAAUUAUUAAAUAUACUUAGAAGUGAAUUUAAAAAGAGAACAAAUAAAGAAUGGAUGGCAAUAUUUGAAGGAUCCACAUUUCCAUAUGGACCUGUUAAUACCAUAGAACAGGUCUUUGAGGACAAUCAUGUAAAACACAUAGGAUUGGUUAAAGAAGUGGAACAUUCUAAUAUAGGAAAAAUAUGUGUUGUUGGACCACCAGUAACAUAUAGUUAUGCUAAUAAUAGUGUUAGACUUCCACCUCCAAUGUUAGGGCAACAUACAAAUGAAAUCUUAAGAGAUUUAUUAAAAUAUUCUGAUGAUGAAAUACAAAAUUUAAUAUCACAGAAAAUUAUACAGUGAUCAAACUAAACUAUUAUCAUUAUUUAUAUUUAACAAUUAUAUAUCUAUUAUUUUAUAGUAAUUAUAUGUUAUUUUAUUUACAUAAUAAUUUUACAGUAAAACAUUGUAUUGUAUCAUAUAAUAAAAUUUAUU
Vespa velutina is the source of this 1675-nucleotide messenger RNA. RefSeq names its product succinate--hydroxymethylglutarate CoA-transferase. Gene Ontology annotation, molecular function: catalytic activity. The record is from RefSeq and is a predicted model, not a curated record. NCBI's taxonomy places the organism in Eukaryota, Metazoa, Arthropoda, Insecta, Hymenoptera, Vespidae. The transcript has 2 exons. Bases 239 to 1543 code for a protein of 434 amino acids.